Molecule: messenger RNA, 318 nt
Organism: Ceraceosorus bombacis
Lineage: Eukaryota; Fungi; Basidiomycota; Exobasidiomycetes; Ceraceosorales; Ceraceosoraceae
Source: the annotation of a GenBank genome assembly
AAAUAACCCAAUUGCGGCCGUAGGUAUCGACCUGCAUAAGGCGGUCAGGUCAUGCCUUUCCCAUCGGAAUCAAUUCGCGCACCUCGCAUCGAAGUCUCAUCCGCUUGGCGCAAAGCCGUCGUCGGGCUGCAACCGCGCGAGCAUGUACGCAACACAAUCCCACCUCCAGUCCACAGACUUUCAUUUUUUGGCCGCGCUGAAAUGGUUGCAUUGCAUUGUCAGCUUGAAGUAGUGGCGGGUCAGUGAUGGUGUUGGGUGUGAUGGUACACGUAUGUGGCUGCCCAGCAGCUAAUUUGUAUAAGAGGGGGGGGAUACGGG